UCAUGUGAUGCAGGAAGAGAGCGCAAAUGAUAUGGAAUGUGAGCAGCUGCCAGCAGAGACACUGCGACAAGUGACCAUUCACCGAGACCCUAUAUAUGGCUUUGGCUUCGUGGCCGGCAGUGAGAGGCCUGUGGUGGUGCGAUCUGUGAGGCCAGGAGGCCCCUCUGAGGACAAGCUCCUGGCUGGUGACCAGAUUGUGGCUAUUAAUGAGGAGGACGUGAGUGAAGCCCCAAGGGAGAGGUUCAUAGAACUCAUCAGGAGCGCUAAGGAAUUCAUCGUUCUUACAGUUCUGCACACUCAUCAGUCCCCCAAAUCUGCCUUCAUCAGUGCUGCAAAGAAGGCCAAGCUGAAAUCCAAUCCUGUGAAGGUCCGAUUUUCCGAGCAGGUGGCAGUUGGAGAAACAGAUGCAAAAAUGAUGAAGAAGGAAGCUCUUCUCCUCAUCCCCAAUGUCCUGAAGGUCUUCUUAGAAAAUGGACAGAUCAAGUCUUUCACAUUUGAUGGCCGGACCACUGUUAAGGAUGUGAUGGUGACAUUGCAGGACCGUCUUUCGCUCAGGUACAUUGAGCACUUUGCUCUUGUCCUUGAGUAUGCUGGGCCAGAACAGAACCACAAGUUCCUGCUUCUCCAGGACAAGCAGCCCCUGGCUUAUGUGGUACAGCGGACACACUAUCAUGGAAUGAAAUGCCUCUUCCGAAUAAGCUUCUUUCCCAAAGACCCUGUGGAGCUACUGCAUCGGGAUCCUGCUGCUUUUGAGUACCUGUACAUCCAGAGUCGGAACGAUGUUAUCCGAGAACGCUUUGGAAUGGACCCCAAGCCAGAGAUGCUUUUGGGCCUUGCUGCCCUCCACAUCUAUAUCACUGUCUCAGCCACUCGACCUAGUCAGAAGAUUUCUCUCAAGAAUGUGGAGAAGGAGUGGGGCCUGGAACCCUUUCUUCCCCCCUCCCUCCUACAGGGCAUCAAAGAGAAGAACUUCCGGAAAUCCCUUUCUCAGCAACUGAAGGCUCACCAAACACAUCCUUCCAGUGGCACCAAGGGCUCCACAAUUCAGGCAAAGCUCCAAUAUCUUCGAAUUCUGAAUGAACUUCCAACCUUCACUGGUGUUUUGUUCAACACUGUGGGCCUGGACGAGAAGCAAUCAGCCACCACUCUUCUGGUGGGACCCCGGCAUGGUAUCAGCCAUGUUAUUGACCUCAAAACCAACCUUACCACUGUGCUGUCCGAGUUCAGCAAGAUCAGCAAGAUCCAGCUGUUCCGGGAGAACCAAGGUGUGGCCCGAGUGGAGACCAGCAUCAUGGAUGCCAAGCCUCUGGUGCUGUUGAUGGAGUGGCCUGAAGCCACCAAUUUUGCCUGCCUGAUUGCAGGGUACUGCCGCCUCCUGAUGGAUUCCAGGAAGAUGGUUUUCUCCAGGCCCACCAACCAGCCUCUUCCACCUCCAAUGAUCAAGGCAGAUUACAUGCACAGUGCCCAUCGCCCUGUCACUGGGGGCCACCUGGGGAAAAAGGAGAGUAGUUAUGUGGGCAGCAUGGGCACCAGCCCCAGGAAGUCGAGCUGCUGCACGCCCCCGCCUGCCGACUCUGAGCUUGUCAGCUUUUGCUACCUCCACAUGCGGGAACAAAGGAAGGAGCAGGAAAGCCGGACAGAUGUCAAUGAGAAUUUAAUCUUCUUUGAGGAGACCAGGCCCCGGACCAAAUCUGACCCCACUUCCAAAAGCUCUGGCCAAGGUUACAAUGUGGUCCCUGAUGACUUUGAUGCAGCCAGUCUAGACCACGAGCCUUGUGCCAGUAGGGCCAGAUCUUAUACCUUGGACAAUUCCCUUGGGACUGAAGCUCUGAAUUUCUACUGUGACUCUUGCAAAACCAAACUCCAGGAGCAGCUGGGUCCUCGCAAAGGUGGGAGGCCUGGUUCCUCUCGUGAUAAUAUAGUAGACCUGAUGUCCCUUCCACCCCCUGGGAGUGAAGAGGAAGAAGAGGAGGAAGAUGAGAGUACAUCCCUGUUGCCUGCCAUUGCUGCCCCACCUCCUGGUUUCCGAGACAACAGUUCUGAUGAGGAUGACUCCAAGCGCCGGGCAGCCCAGAGCCAGGAACAAGGACGCCACCUGCGUGGGCUCCUGUAUGAUGAGAUUCCAGUGACAUUGAUUGACAGCAUGCAGACCCGAACUGUCCGAGAUCAUGCUCAGGAGUUGGAUGAUGCACUAGUGUCCACUCUGCAGGCUCUAGAAGCCUUGGCAGCAUCAGAGGAUGGACCACACCCUCCACCCCCACAGACUGCAGGUCUGAUUGUGCUGGCCACAAUCACCCCUGAAUCAUCGCUGGACUCGGGCCAUGAAACCAACUCUUCAGAGCUCACAGAUAUGUCAGAGAUGAUGUCUGCCAUGAAGCAGCACCAGAACACCACCUACUUCCUGACCCAGCACCUCAACAAAGACAGUCUUCUGACCCGCAAGGACCUGCCUUUCCGGAUCCAGAGCUGUGCGGCCCAGGCUGUUCUCACAGCCCCUUACUCUCUUGGGCGCCCGGAUCCCAACCCAUCCCUCCAGCCAGCUGUCACAGGCCAGAGUCCUGGCCCCCCUGGCGCUAGGAGGAAGCUGCCCCAGCCAGAGGCUCAGUCACAGCGAGAGCGAACAUAUGCCCUGGCAGUGCACCCAGCACUGUCCCCACAGCUUAAUGAACAGAAGAAUCUGAGCCUGCUGUCCCCAGUUCCUGAGGACAAAGGGCCUGGCUACACUAAGGCAGGCCUAGAGAUGUCACUGAGGGCGGCCACACCAUCCCUCAGUGAAGAGAAGGUCUCUGAACUAAGGGGGAACCUGCCAAAGGAGGUCCGGUUGAGCCCCAAGCUUAUCCUGGACCCAAAGGGCAGUGUGACCCCAGCUAUCAUUUCAGCUGCCCUACAGCAGGUGGUUCACACUAAGAGUCUACCUGCCUCUGGCGGGGCCCUGGGGAACCCUUCCAGCAGUGGGGAAAGGAGGCUGGAGGCCAGCGUGGGGAAGCCAGAGGUCAGCAUGAUGAGUGACAGUGCCAAUAAGAAUCUUAAGUUCAAAAUAAGCCCAGAGAUCUCUUCCAGCUCCCGAGUAACCACAGGUAGCCGGGCUGACAGCCUGCACCUCUCCCCACAAAAGGAUAGGCUGCCUGUUCAAAGUUUCCCUCCCAAAAGCUAUCAUUUGAGAGCGAGUCGAGAGCCAGUGGGCAAGCAAGCUACAGGGGAAGUGGCAGGCAAGGGUAAGCCAGAGGGUGUUAAGCCUUCCCUGUAUAAGCAGAGCACCAUCUCCAGCCAAGGGGAGAAGGGGCAGCUGGAGAGCACACCCCAAAGCAGCAAGCUUGAGGAGACCAGCCUGGUUUCCCGAGCUAGCUACCCCAUAGCUCUGCAGAGUCCCAGCUGCCCAUCUCAAGGCCACAGCCCCAGCUUCCAAUCACGAGGCCACAGCCCCAUCAGCCUGUCCCGAGGCCAGAGCCCCAGCUGCCUUCCUCAAGGCCAGAGCCCAUUGAGGCCCCAGGCUGCCAGCCGUCAGGUGAGCACCAUGCCCUCUAGGAAGCUUGAAACAACCCUGGAUGGAGCCCAAGUGACCUCCGAAGGCCCCACAAAGCCCAAAUCAUCUCGAGGUCCUUUCAGGCUACGCAAUUUAUUCUCUGCCACCUUCCCAACCCGCCAGAAGAAGGAAACCGAUGAGCGGCAGGCCCAGCUGCAGAAGGUAAAGCAGUAUGAGUUGGAGUUCCUUGAGGAACUUCUAAAGCCACCAAGCCAGGGGGAGCUGCCGGGCACUGAAUACCUCCAACCUCCAGCACCAGGCCGCUGCAGCUGCCAGCUACGCAGCAGCCCUAUACAGCAGGGGCCUGGCAUGUCCCGUGAGCAGAGACGCAGCUGUGAUUGUAAACGCAUCUGCCGGGGGGGUCGGCCACAGGCGCCCCAGACACCAGUGCCCGGCUUCCAAGGGAGGGAGAAGGACAAGGUCCUGCCUACCCAGAGGCAGCCAGAGGCUGGCCCAGACUUGAACCUUGGCAGUCCCACCAAUGUCCGGCGCAUCCGCUCCACCAGCGUGGAAUCCCGAGAGUGCCGAUCAGACCCUGAGAGCGGUAUUUCGUGCCUGAGCACAUGUGCCUCAGGGGGCGAGUGUCUGGGAGCUCCCAACUAUAGGAAACUUAUGCGCCGCUAUAGUAUCAGUGACCCGGACCAGGGUGACAGGGCCUCACUGACCUCGGAUGUCUAUCCACAGCCACCCCUGGGCAUGCUGCCCAGGGAGGCCAAGGAGGUAGAGACAGGCCUCCCCCUAGGCUUGGGUCCCAAAAGCAAGCCUCUGGAGUCACCAACCCUAGGAGACCCCUCAUAUGUCCAAGUUGCUCCUGAGACCAAAGGCCCCAAACAGAUGGCCGUGUUCUCACUGCCAGAAGAGGUGUACCGGAAGCCCGCCGAGUUGGACGAAGACAGUGAAAGCAGCAAGUGCUGCUCCAUCCGCUACUGCUUCUACUACCGCAAGUGUGACAUAGCGGAUGAUGCCAGUGAUGGCAAGGAUGAGCUCUCCUACUCCAUCCCCAUGAAGAUCCUGCCUGGUAUGAAGCUGGACGAGAAGGUGGUGCCCGUAGUGAGCAGGACCCUGCAGGUGCUGGAUGCUGCCACCUGCAGCAGCAGCAGCCCUGAGGCCUCCCGCACCCAGGAAAUUGACCUGCGGGUAUCUACCUUCGAGGGGAGCCUAGCCAAGAUCAAUGCCCUGCGGGCCCAUGCCUAUGGCCUGCCUGACGGCUUCCUGGCUGCCCGGCUGGACACCAACGAGUUGCUGACAGUCCUGCGGCAAUGUGUGGCCAGCCCUGAGGCCCGCGCUCCCAAGCCCUAUGGCUCCCAGAUCUCUGAGUACAAGCUGGAGCUGUUUCUCAAGUUCAAGGAGCUCCGGGCUUCCUGCCGCCGCGUAGCCAACGUGGACAAGAGUCCAACUCACAUGCUGGCAGCCAUCACGGGCAGCUUCCAGGUGCUGAGCAGCCUCAUUGAGACCUUCGUGCGGCUGGUGUUCAUCGUGCGCUCCGAGGCACAGCGCCAAGAGCUGCUGGCCAAGGUAGAAGAGGUGGUAAGGAACUACACCUUCCUGCUGCGUGCUGCUGAGGAGUCCACCAUCCGGAAUCUGAACCAGCAGCAGCAGCAGCAGCAGCAACAGCAGCAACAGCAGCAGGCAGCAGCAGCUAUGGGGGUAACCCCGGGGCACCCACCAGGAUCCCCAACUUCGGCGACUGUUAUGAGCACAUUCACCCACCCCUUAAAAACCCUUAUUAAGUAG
Eptesicus fuscus (big brown bat) is the source of this 5257-nucleotide messenger RNA. It is a transcript of the gene FRMPD3, whose product is annotated as FERM and PDZ domain containing 3. The record is from RefSeq and is a predicted model, not a curated record. The coding region runs from base 8 to 5257 and encodes 1749 amino acids. The transcript has 14 exons. NCBI's taxonomy places the organism in Eukaryota, Metazoa, Chordata, Mammalia, Chiroptera, Vespertilionidae. Gene Ontology annotation, cellular component: cytoskeleton. Gene Ontology annotation, molecular function: protein binding.